This is a messenger RNA of Atta colombica, 1638 nucleotides long. RefSeq names its product transcription factor E2F4-like. NCBI's taxonomy places the organism in Eukaryota, Metazoa, Arthropoda, Insecta, Hymenoptera, Formicidae. The record is from RefSeq and is a predicted model, not a curated record. Bases 113 to 1084 code for a protein of 323 amino acids. Gene Ontology annotation, cellular component: RNA polymerase II transcription regulator complex. The transcript is spliced from 7 exons. Gene Ontology annotation, molecular function: DNA-binding transcription factor activity, RNA polymerase II-specific; protein dimerization activity; RNA polymerase II cis-regulatory region sequence-specific DNA binding. Gene Ontology annotation, biological process: regulation of transcription by RNA polymerase II.
CACGCGCUUAUAUUUGAAUAGCCGUUAGGCGCUCGAUAGGAUGGCGUCCGUGGCGUUGCGGCAAUUUCGAAGGGACUAGCAAGUUUUGAAAAUUUUCGCAACGACCGAGAUAAUGGCAGAUAAUCAACAAAGCCGAUUCGAGAAGUCGCUAGGAUUGCUGACUACUCGUUUCGUGUCUUUACUCCAGAAAGCGAAGGACGGCGUGCUGGAUUUGAAAGUCGCCGCAGACCUUCUGGAGGUACGACAGAAACGGCGCAUCUAUGACAUUACCAAUGUGCUUGAAGGUAUUGGUCUUAUAGAGAAGAAGAGCAAGAACAGCAUUCAAUGGAAGGGUGCAGGACCUGGCUGCAAUACACAGGAAGUCGGCGAAAAACUGACAGAUCUAAAGGAAGAGAUCAGCAAAUUGGAGGAUCACGAACAGCUGUUGGAUACCCAUACCCGAUGGAUUCAGCAAAGCAUAAAAAAUAUAAAAGAUGAUAAUAUAAAUAAGAAAUAUGCAUAUAUCACAUACGAAGAUGUUAAAGAAAAUUUUGUGGAUCAAUUUGUACUAGGAAUACAGGGUCCUCCAGACAUGGAAAUAACAGUACCAAAUGUUUUGAAGACUGUCAUGCAAGAGGAUACAGUGAUAAAUUAUAACAUGACUCUGAAAAGUAACUUGGGAGAAAUUAAAGUGUAUAUGGUCCAACCUGAAUUAGCUAAAACUUAUGAUAAUAAAGUGUUAGAAAUGAGAUUACGAGAAGAGAUAAAGGGUACAAAGCGCGGAAAUGAAGAUGAGAAGAAAGAGGAAGUUACUGUUAAACCAAAGAGGAAAGUUGGAAGGCCACCAAAAAACAGUACUAAACCAGAUCCGAUAUUAACUGAUGAUGAAGAAGAAGAAGAUUCGGAAUUAAUAGAAGCUAAAAUAGUCUUACGUGAUGUAAGCACCGCAGAUAUUGUCCAAAGAGAUUUGGAGUUUCUUGAUCAAUUGUAUUCUGACUUUUGUGGACCAUUGAUGAGAUUAAGUCCACCCCCUGGGGAAAAAGAUUAUCAUUUCAAUCUUAGUGAGAACGAAGGUGUUUGUGAUUUAUUCGACAUUACGACAUAAUGAGUGUUGAGUUGACGUAGCUUCAAUAUCCGAAAUGGAGACUGUGCCAACAGCAUUCAAAGUUGAUCAGAAGAAUCUGAUAAAAUCAUUGAGAAUUUGUGCAUAUAAUUUUAGGGAAAUUAAUGGAUCACGAUCAUUGAGAAUAUACAGUAUUUUUUUAUUAUUAAAAGUACGAAAAACUAGUACGAGAUGUGAAGAUAUACAACCUGUUCUGACCGCUGUUUAUUUGAUACAUUACUAAGCUAAUUCAAAGUUUUAAAGACAUUUUUUAUAAAGAUUUAAAGAGAUUAUCCUUGUAGCUUUUUGGCUUCAUGUUUGCUUCAUAAACAUUAUUCAAUGACAAUAUAUAAUUGUUCUUUGUAAUAAUUGUCCAUUUAAGAAAAAACACUGAUGCGUACAAUCAAAAUGAAUAAAAUUUUCUAUAUAUUGCAAUGCACGAUGUUAUGAAGCAAGCCUUUAAAUAUUGGAUUUUUGUAAGAACUUACAUGCACAUAUCCCUGAUGUAUUCUAUAAAAGGCAAUGUGAUUAGAAUGAAUGUAUUUUAACGUAUUUGU